Ricinus communis (castor bean) is the source of this 1596-nucleotide messenger RNA. Its product is annotated as lysine-specific demethylase JMJ30-like. Gene Ontology annotation, molecular function: 2-oxoglutarate-dependent dioxygenase activity. Bases 338 to 1402 code for a protein of 354 amino acids. The record is from RefSeq and is a predicted model, not a curated record. NCBI's taxonomy places the organism in Eukaryota, Viridiplantae, Streptophyta, Magnoliopsida, Malpighiales, Euphorbiaceae. The transcript is spliced from 9 exons.
UGUUCUAUCUGUAAAAAGAAAGAUUCUUUGGAAUAAAUAAAAUGAAAAUUGAGAAUAGUUGUGAAAUAAAAAGGCUGGGCUUACUAUUGGACUUGGAUUCACGUGGAAUAAGCCAUUUCUUGGGCCCAUAAACAAAUGAAAUUCCCAGUCUGGCGCUGCUGCCUUCUCAUCGAGCGAGCAACGCACCGAGUGUGUAGCAGGGAGGAAAAAAAAGAAAAAAGAAGCACACGCAUGGGGGAGGAGAUUAAGCAAUGGCGAGUCAAAACAUUCGAAAAGCUUCCUUCAGCUCCAGUUUUCGCGUCUCAGAUAGAAUCCGAAAACGUCCCUGCUGUCUUCAAUGGAUACACGAGGCAAUGGAAAGCUUUCACCAAGUGGAAUCCUGCUAAUGGCGGAGAGGGUAGGAUCAUCUACCAUUGAAGCUAUGCUUUCCAGAACUGCACCUGUCUUUUAUGGCGAUCUUAGAAGCCAUGAGAGGGUUCCAUUUCCGUUCUCCACGUUUAUUGAUUUUUGCAAGCAGCGUAUAGCAAAAGAAGAAGGGCAUCAGCCUGCAGUUUCUGAUGCAGAAGAGCAGGACCAUUUUAUUUCUGGUGAUUAUGCUCAACAGGUCUAUUUGGCCCAGGUGCCAAUUAUGAAUACUGAAGAUCGAGAGAGGGUCCAACUUGCAACUCUUAGAGAAGACAUUCAAAUUGUUUCUGCUCUUCUUUUCUUCUUGUUUAGUUGGUUAUCCAUAGAGAAAUGUUUGUUGAGUGUUGAUUAUUUUGUGCAGCCUGCUUUUUUGGAGUCAAAAGAACUAGCUUCUAUUAAUCUGUGGAUGAAUAAUGCUCAUGCUAGAUCAAGUACUCACUAUGAUCCACAUCAUAAUGUUCUAAGCAUAGUUGCUGGACGCAAACAAGUUACCUUAUGGCCUCCUUCUGCAAGCCCAUUUUUAUACCCGAUGCCUAUAUAUGGGGAAGCCUGUAAUCACAGUUCUGUUGCUUUAGAAAACCCUGAUUUUUCAUUGUAUCCAAGAGCACAAUUCUCCUUGGAAUAUUCGCAGAAGGUUGUUCUUCAUGCAGGUGAUGCGCUUUUCAUCCCCGAAGGCUGGUUCCAUCAAGUAGAUAGUGACGAUUUGACCAUUGCUGUUAACUUUUGGUGGCGGUCCAACAUAAUGUCUAGCAUGUUAGAACACAUGGAUGCUUAUUAUUUGCGCAGAAUUUUAAGAAGAUUGAUUGAUAAAGAAAUGGUACGUGUCCCCCUUGUUUAUAGGCAGUGCAAAAUUGUUUGUUGUUUUAGAUUGUGUGCGUUGUAUGUAUACGGAUAUAUUUCUAUGCAUAAUUCAUAUGAAUAUUUUUCUUUUGAGUUUGCAUUCACUUUUCUAAAUGCAAUCUCUAGGAAAUUUUUUUUCCUGGAAAUGGAUCCUUGAUAUAGCCUGAGAAUUACCAAUAGAUAUAACUGUGUGUUACUUCGCACUUAUUAAGUACUCGGUACCUAAAAGUUCUUUUUUUUUUUUUUUUUUUUUCCAGUUAGAUUAUAGACCAGAAACAUUUGGCAAUUUUAGGUCUAAGAGCCUUAUUAGGGCUCCACAUACGAAUGAAAAAUGAGCAUACAUUGGUGAUA